Pipistrellus nathusii (Nathusius's pipistrelle) is the source of this 2514-nucleotide messenger RNA. The record is from the annotation of a GenBank genome assembly. Lineage: Eukaryota; Metazoa; Chordata; Mammalia; Chiroptera; Vespertilionidae.
AUGUCCGGGGCCUCCCAGGAGGGAGCCGGGCCCCGGGGGCUGCCGGCGGCGGCUGCAGCGGGCAGGGCCUGCCUGUCCAGCCUGGACCGGAAGCUGAGCGCGCUGGACGAGAAGGUGGACACGCUGCUGCGCGCCCAGGAGGACGUGGCGGACAAGCUGCAGGGCGUGUGCCGCGGCCUGGACCACCUGGAGCGGGGCCUGAGCCGGCUGGAGGCCUCCCGGGGCCCGGGCCCCCCGGGGGCCGGCCCCACCCCACCAGGGGAGCUGGCCCCGUUGGGGGACCCUGCCCCCCAGGGGGAGCCUGCCCCUCGGGGGGACCCUGCCCCUCAGGGGGAGCCUGCCCCUCAGGGGGACCCUGCCCCUCGGGGGGACCCUGCCCCUCGGGGGGAGCCUGCCCCUCAGGGGGACCCUGCCCCUCCGGGGGAGCCUGCCCCGCGGGGGGCCGCGCAGGCCGGCUGGCCGGAGGUCCUGGGCCUGGUGCGGGCGGUGCGGCAGGAUGUGGCCCGGCACGGCGCCCGGCUAGAGGCUCUGCUCCGGGUGGUGGCGGCCGUGGACCGGGCCAUCGCCCUGCUGGGCGCCCUGUUCCCGAACUCCGCGGUGCUGGACUUCCUCCUGCAAGGCAGUGCGCCCUGGAGGCGAGGCCGCCCGGCCCCCGGGCCCCCCGAGGACAGAGAGCGAGCGGAGGCGGCGGGAGCCCAGGCACAGCGGGCGCUGAGCAGCCGGGGCGCGCAGGCCGAGCGCCGGGGCCCGCGGGGCGAGAGCCAGAAGGCCGGCCCGCCCGAGGGCACAGCGGCGAGGCUGCCCCCGGCCGGCGCGCUGGGGAUGGGCUCUGACGUCCUGGCCCCGCCGGAGGCCCCGCCAGAGCCGGGAGGCGGGGACCCUGGCCCCGACCAGGCACCUGGACACCUGCCGCCCCCAGAGGCGGAAGCCACAGCUCCCGGGGCGCCUGGUGAGACCCCCGAGACCAGCCAGGAGGCGGCACCAGGCCCAGGACGAGGGCCGUCGGCCAGCGGGCCUGACGCUCUGCCCGCAGAGGGGGUGACGCUGGCCUCAGGCCCGCCUGCCGGGGCCACCGCAGCUCCCCGCACCGAGGACACGCCUCCCAGGCUCUCCGUCCACGUGCAGGAGGCGGACGUGCAGGAGACGGACACGCCGGGGGAGCUGCAGGGCGUGCCAGGGGCCAGCCCCCGUGUGGCGCCCCCCGUGGAGGCCCUGGCGGCUCCCCAGCCUGGGGAGCCGGACCCGCCUGCGCACGGGGGCCAGCCCCAGGCCCCGGGGACCGAGCCGGGGGAACACGGCACCGCUCGGAGCAGCGAUGGGGCAGCAGAGGCCGAGGACACGCCGGGACCCGCAGCCGGAGCCGCCCUGGGACCCAGCGGGGCCGGCGGGGGCUCGGGGGCGGACACGGGCCCGGGAGCCGGCGGCCCGGAGCCCGGGGGGGACGGCACCCCCGGGGGCCUGGGUGCAGCCGCGGCGGGGACGCCCCAGGGAGCUGUGGCCAGCGGCCUGGUUCUGGACGACAGCCCAGCCCCGCCGGCCCCGUUCGGGCACCGGGUGGUGAGCCUGCGGGAGGCGGCGGCUGCAGCGGGCUACGCCGUGUGCCAGCACGAGGUGCUGGGCGGGGGCCGGUUCGGCCAGGUCCACCGGUGCACGGAGCGGGCCACGGGCCUGGCGCUGGCAGCCAAGGUCAUCAAAGUGAAGAGCAGCAAGGACCGGGAGGACGUGAAGAACGAGGUGGCCAUCAUGAACCAGCUGAGCCACGCGAACCUGAUCCAGCUGUACGACGCCUUCGAGGGCAGGCACAGCUGCACGCUGGUCAUGGAGUGCGUGGACGGGGGAGAACUCUUCGACCGGAUCACGGAUGAGAAGUACCACCUGACGGAGCUGGACGUGAUCUUGUUCACCAAGCAGAUCUGCGAGGGCGUGCACUACCUCCACCAGCACUACAUCCUGCACCUGGACCUCAAGCCGGAGAACAUCCUGUGUGUGAACCAGACCGGACACCAGAUAAAGAUCAUUGACUUCGGGCUGGCCAGAAGGUACAAGCCGCGGGAGAAGCUGAAGGUGAACUUCGGCACGCCCGAGUUCCUGGCCCCCGAGGUCGUCAACUACGAGUUCGUCUCGUUCCCCACGGACAUGUGGAGCGUGGGCGUCAUCACCUACAUGCUGCUCAGCGGCCUGUCCCCGUUCCUCGGGGAGACGGACGCCGAGACCAUGAACUUCAUCGUGAACUGCUGCUGGGACUUCGAGGCGGAGUCCUUCGAGGGGCUGUCGGAGGACGCCAAGGACUUCGUGUCCCAGCUGCUGGUCAAGGAGAAGAGCUGCAGGAUGAGCGCCACCCAGUGCCUGAAGCACGCGUGGCUGAGCGACCUGCCCGCCAAGGCGUCCCGGGCCCAGCUGCGCCUCCGGUCCCAGCUCCUGCUGCAGAAGUACCUGGCUCAGCGCAAGUGGAAGAAACACUUCCACGUGGUGACGGCAGCCAACAGGCUCAGGAAGUUCCCCACCUGCCCCUGA